AUGAAAUUUUUUACAGUAUUAUAUCUCGUCGCUUUCGCUUUCAUCCUAGUUAAUGGUCAACGAGGGUUUGGACGACGAGGACCUGGUGGACUAAUUGGAAGACUCCUUGGAGGUCCUGGAAGACUUGGGGCACGCCCACUUUUUGGUCCUGGUGCGCUCCUAGGCAGACCUCAGGAUCAUCGCCCUUGUCAACCCCGACCUCAACCAUCAUCUUCAUCUGUUGCACCUGAAUCUUCAUCUGCUGCACCGGAGUAUUCAUCUGCUGCACCUGAAUCUUCAUCUCUUGCGCCGGAGUCGUCAUCUGCUGCACCUGAAUCUUCAUCUCUUGCACCGGAGUCGUCUUCUGCUGCACUUGAAUCUUCAUCUCCCGCAUCUGAAAUUUCUUCUGUUGCACCUGAGUCCUCAUCUGCUGCACCGGAAUCUUCAUCUGCUGCUCCUGAAUCCUCAUCUGCUGCUCCUGAAUCCUCAUCUGCUGUACCUGAACCCUCAUCUGCUGCACCUGAGUUCUCAUCUGCUGCACCUGAAUCUUCAUCUGCUGCUCCUGAAUCCUCAUCUGCUGCACCUGAACCCUCAUCUGCUGCACCUGAGUUCUCAUCUGCUGCACCUGAAUCUUCAUCUGCUGCACCUGAAUCUUCAUCUGCUGCAACCGAAUCUUCAUCUGCUGCACCUGAAUCUUCAUCCGUGGCAACCGAAUCUUCAUCUGCUGCUCCUGAAUCCUCAUCUGCUGCACCUGAAUCUUCUUCGGCUGCUCCUGAAUCCUCAUCUGCUGCGCCCACAGCCACUGUAUAA
Messenger RNA from Bactrocera tryoni, 789 nucleotides. Its product is annotated as flocculation protein FLO11-like. The record is from RefSeq and is a predicted model, not a curated record. The coding region runs from base 1 to 789 and encodes 262 amino acids. The transcript has 2 exons. Lineage: Eukaryota; Metazoa; Arthropoda; Insecta; Diptera; Tephritidae.